Molecule: messenger RNA, 2354 nt
Organism: Salvia splendens (bonfire salvia)
Lineage: Eukaryota; Viridiplantae; Streptophyta; Magnoliopsida; Lamiales; Lamiaceae
Product: BEL1-like homeodomain protein 8
Exons: 4
Coding region: 407-2131 (574 amino acids)
Biological process (GO): regulation of DNA-templated transcription
Molecular function (GO): DNA binding
Source: RefSeq, a predicted model, not a curated record
GCAUAGUCCACUGCAACAGUUGUUUACAUCUUUUAUUGAGAGAAGAGUCUGAAAAUUCAAAUCUUGAAAUCUAGGGUUUGGCCCUUUUUUUGGUAAUCAUACAGUACUUACUAUUUAAUCCAUUGAUUUGGGCCUCAUCUUUCAAUUCAUUGCUGUUUUGGUCGGCUGAAUUUGGUUGGUUUUUCUGUCUUAACUUCAAGUUUGAGCCACAUGAUUCAACAGUGAUUUCCAAGUCUAUUCACUGUAUUAUCUUUUGUCCACAUUUCAUUUGUCUUAUAUUACUUUUCCCCCCUCUCUCUCUCUCUAUAUAUAUAAACUCAUCACUUCUUCUUCUUCAUCUGAGCUUCACAUGCAGGAUUCAUCCGCAGCCAUGAAAUAAUCUUAUUCCGAAGAAUCGUUGGUGGAUAUGAACAUCUACAGCCCUGAACUCCACAUCGCACACCAAAGCCGCCGAGACAAGCUCAGAAUUCACCAAGAUUUUUAUGUCAACAAUUUCCCGCAAGAUGUAUCAAACUCCCGAAACGGGAGCAUUUGCUACGAUCCUUCCGAACUCUCCUCCGAUCAGAUGAUCAACUUCUCCGCUAUGGAACCCGACAAGAUUACCCCUUCUUCCGAUGCACAUUACUUCACCUCAUGGAAAGGCAUCGCCACCGAUUCCAUUUACAAUUCAUACCCUAUUUCAGCAUUGGAUGGCGCUUCCUCGCUCUACCAGAAUGAGUUGCAAGGCCUCGAAUUCGCCUCUCUUCCGCUUCUCCCCGAACAACUGCGGAUGAAGAAUCAAUCCGGCUCCAUAAGCGAUGGCUGCGGUCAAUGGAGGGGCGAGGUCAAUUUGAGAGAACACUCAAUCACUCAAGCGCUCUCGUUGUCGCUUUCAUCCGUUCCUCCGCUGAAAGUUCGUGAUAUUCAGACUAAUGUCCAAGAUUCGACAGCUUGGAGGCCGGAGUUGGUAUCUCCGAAUCAAAAUAUGUCGACCGGGAGUAGAGUAUUGGGGACUCAUCGGAACCCCGGUCCGUUGGGGCCAUUCACCGGAUACGCAACAAUUCUCCGAAACUCAAGGUUUCUAAGGCCGGCGCAGCAGAUGUUGGAGGAGUUCUGCUCCAUUUCGGGGCCUAAAGAUGUCGAAAUUUGUGAUGUUUCCGAUGGUAUUUUUGACGAGGCUAGGGUUUUCGGUGAAGGUGCUACUAAUAAUGAUUCUCGUGAUACGAGUUGGGAGGCCAAGGGUAUGAGCAGCUCGUCGGAGUCUCAUCGGCCGGAGAAUCUUCAGAGGAAGGCGAAGCUCUUGAUUAUGCAGGAUGAGGUUUGCAAAAGGUACAAACAAUACCAACAGCAGAUUCAGAUGGUGGUUACAUCGUUUGAAUCAGUAGCCAGCCUCAGUUCCGCAACUCCUUACGCUUCGCUAGCCCUAACGAUGAUCACCAAGCAUUUCCGGUUGUUGAAGAACGCGAUAACGGACCAGCUCAAUAGCAUUAAAAACGCCUCUGCGUCUGCCAAUGCUUCGGUCUUGAAGUUUUUCGAACAUAGAAAGGGUCUUGAAGGCCAGCAUUCCUGGAGGCCUCAGCGAGGCCUCCCGGAACGUGCUGUCUCUGUUUUGCGCGCCUGGUUGUUCGACCAUUUUCUUCAUCCUUAUCCUACAGACACAGACAAGCAUACGCUGGCCACGCAGACCGGCCUAACUCGAAACCAGGUAUCAAAUUGGUUUAUAAAUGCACGUGUUCGUGUAUGGAAGCCGAUGGUCGAAGAGAUACACAUGCUCGAAACCAAAGCUUCUGAUAAUGCUGGUAACGGUAGUGAUGGCAAAACUGUGGUUGAAGAUUGCGAUGAAGCCCGGGAAAGUAGCCAGCUGAGAAUGCGUGCCAUCCCGGACAAGAAGGUCGAAUGCUCGGGUUUUGACCCUUCCGAGCAGGAGGGGGAUAGGUCGAAGGCGAGCAUGUGGAGUCAAGAAAAGCGUUCAAGAAUCGAGUACCAUGUCCCGGGAAGUGUUGAUGGGUCGUUGAUGGGGUUCGUGCCUUCCCACCGGAAUGGUGUCGGGUCGGUGUCGCUGACUUUGGGUCUCCGACAAAGCCCCGAGGGCGGUCGGGAGAGGCAUAUGAGGCAUUAUGGAGGUCAGAUUAUUGGAGACUUUGUUGGCUGAUGAUUUUGAUGUAGACUUUGGAGAAAAUUAAGGUAGAAAUAAAUUACUAUUUCAAAUCACAAAUUAAGAUUGUGAAAGAAGGUUUAGGAAAAUGAGAAGUUGCAAAAGCAAAUACAUCUCAUAAUUCUACAUAAAUAAGAUUAAGUUAACAUUUCAACAGAUCUGUGACAUAUUUUUGUAUUACCAUCGUUUUCUAUUUUACGAAAAUUGUUUUUGUCGUUUC